This is a messenger RNA of Esox lucius (northern pike), 2683 nucleotides long. RefSeq names its product junction plakoglobin a (gene jupa). The transcript is spliced from 16 exons. The record is from RefSeq and is a predicted model, not a curated record. NCBI's taxonomy places the organism in Eukaryota, Metazoa, Chordata, Actinopteri, Esociformes, Esocidae. Gene Ontology annotation, biological process: cell adhesion; positive regulation of transcription by RNA polymerase II. Gene Ontology annotation, cellular component: adherens junction; catenin complex. Gene Ontology annotation, molecular function: transcription coactivator activity; protein phosphatase binding; alpha-catenin binding. The coding region runs from base 161 to 2371 and encodes 736 amino acids.
AGUUUCGUCCUACGGCAGUGGAGGUGUGAAGCAGAGACCAGCAAGGUUUCGUUGGAAGAGUCUGUAUUUGGACCUGCGUGGACUUGGAAUAUUUGAAACAGCUGUUUGUUUUUCGACAGGUAAUUUUCCAUUGCAGUUGGUUUAAGCCCCGGAGGCUAGCAUGGCGAUGCAGAUGCGCGAGGAAAGCACGGCGAAGGUGAACGAGUGGAAGCAGACGUACUAUGGCGGAGACUCUGGGUUCCAGUCAGGAGCCACCACAGUGAGGACGGACGACGACGGCACUGAAUACAGCAGCAAGCAGUACACCACGGUCACCACCACGGUCAUCUCCGACAGCCCCGCCGAUGUGGAGUCUCAGUACGCCCUGACCCGGUCCCAGCGCGUCCGGGCCGCCAUGUUCCCCGAGACCAUGGAGUGCACAGCGGUCCUGUCCACCCAGACGGACGCGUCCCAGAUGACCAACGUGCAGCGGCUGGCCGAGCCCUCGCAGCUCCUCAAGACGGCCAUCGUCCACCUGAUCAACUACCAGGACGAUGCCGAGCUCGCCACUCGCGCCAUCCCCGAGCUGACCAAGCUGCUGAACGAUGAGGACCCGGUGGUGGUCAACAAAGCAGCCAUGAUCGUCAACCAGCUGACCCGGAAGGAGGCGUCCCGCCGGGCCCUGAUGUCGUCUCCCCAGAUGGUGGCGUCGGUGGUCCGGGCCAUGCAGAACACCGGGGACAUGGAGACGGCCCGGGCCACGGCCAGCAUCCUCCACAACCUGUCCCACCAGAGGGAGGGCCUGCUGUCCAUCUUCAAGUCCGGGGGCAUCCCCGCUCUAGUCCGCAUGCUCAGCUCCCCCAUGGAGUCGGUGCUGUUCUACGCCAUCACCACGCUGCACAACCUGCUGCUGCACCAGGAGGGCGCCAAGAUGGCGGUGCGCCUGGCCGACGGCCUGCAGAGGAUGGUGCCCCUCCUGAAGAACUCCAACCCCAAGUUCCUGGCCAUCACCACCGACUGCCUGCAGCUGCUGUCCUACGGCAACCAAGAGAGCAAGCUGAUCAUCUUGGCCAACAACGGUCCAGAGGGCUUGGUCCACAUAAUGAGGAACUACAGUUAUGAGAAGCUGCUCUGGACCACCAGCCGGGUGCUCAAAGUGCUGUCCGUCUGCCCCAGCAACAAGCCCGCCAUCGUGGAUGCAGGCGGGAUGCAGGCCCUGGGGAAACACCUGACUGGCUCCAGUCAGCGCCUGAUGCAGAACUGUCUGUGGACCCUGAGGAACCUGUCCGACGCCGCCACUAAACAGGAGGGUCUUGAUAACCUCCUCCAGACCCUGGUGGGCCUCCUGAGCUCCGACGACGUCAACAUGCUCACCUGCUCCACGGGCAUCCUGUCCAACCUCACGUGCAACAACGCCCGCAACAAGUCCCUGGUCACCCAGGGCAACGGCAUCGAGUCGCUCAUCCACGCCGUCCUGAGGGCCGGGGAGAAGGAGGACGUGGCGGAGCCGGCCGUGUGCGCCCUGCGUCACCUGACCUCGCGCCACCCCGAAGCCGAGAUGGCCCAGAAUGCCGUGCGGAUGCACUACGGCAUCCCAGCCAUCGUCAAGCUGCUCAACAAGCCCUUCUAUUGGCCGGUUAUCAAGGCUGUGGUUGGUCUGAUCCGCAACCUGGCGCUCUGCCCGGAGAACCAGGCCCCUCUGAGGGACGCGGGGGCCAUCCCCCGCCUGGUCAACCUGCUGCUCCAGGCCCACCAGGACACCCAGAAACACGGCUCUGCCGCCCAGCAGACCUACCAGGUAAAUGACGGCGUGAGGAUGGAGGAGAUCGUGGAGGGAUGCACGGGGGCUCUGCACAUUCUGGCCAGAGAUCCUGUCAACAGGGUGGAGAUUGCCAACAUGGACACCAUCCCCCUGUUUGUACAGCUCCUGUACUCUCCGGUGGAGAACGUGAAGCGCGUGUCGGCGGGGGCGCUCUGCGAGCUGGCCCUGGACAAGCAGUCGGCCGAGAGGAUCGACGCAGAGGGAGCCUCCGCGCCCCUCAUGGAGCUGCUGCACUCCAACAACGAGGGCAUCGCCACCUACGCGGCUGCCGUUCUGUUCCGCAUCUCCGAGGACAAGACGGCCGACUACAAGAAGCGUGUUUCCGUUGAGCUCACGCACUCUCUCUUCAAGCACGACCCUAGCUCCUGGGAGGCGGCCCACAACUCAACCAUGGAGGCAGGCUACCCACCAGACGAGAUGGACGCAGCCUAUCAAUACCAGCAGGGCUACCCCGGGGACAUGCAGGAGAUUCCCAUGGACGGUGAAAUGGCCAUGAUGCACGACCUGGACUACCAGGGUGGUGGUAUCCCCUACGACAUGAGGCAACAGGGAUACCCCGAGCCCUAUUAGAACAGACACGCCGACGGGAGCUGGCCGUGAGAGGAGCAGAGAUUGGCCGGAGCGGAAAGGGGGAGGGACGGAACCGGGAUGCGGUCUCUGUUGGCCUCCAUGUAAUAUAUGCAAUUAUCACCAACUCUGGGAGUCGUAAUCGAACAGGGCUUGCAUUCGGUUUUUCUAAGAAUAAUGACGAUAAAGAUGAUGCACAGGUUUUUAGUUGAGGAUGUUUUAAGGGGGUGUGUGUGUGUAUGCUUUUGGGUGGGUAAUCUAUGCCAAAGAGAUUUUAUUUUGUGAUGAUAAUCAUUUAGCGUUCUUUUUUUGUUU